Molecule: messenger RNA, 244 nt
Organism: Seminavis robusta
Lineage: Eukaryota; Bacillariophyta; Bacillariophyceae; Naviculales; Naviculaceae
Source: the annotation of a GenBank genome assembly
AUGGCGCCAAAGUUGAGACCCAACAGCACCGAGGAAUUAUGUGCUGACGAACCAUCCAAUGGUCUCCUCAACGGGGACGAGUGCUACUCUGUCGAUAUCAGCACAUGCCAAAUAAGGAAUAACGAGAUCCGGGAUUGCGUCUUGGCUGAAGGGACCUACGACUAUUAUCUCACCAAAGACGAAGAGGGCGGCGGAUACCCCCGGAUUUCUUUGUGGACGGUCCUUUUCAAUCUCUUCUUCUUUU